Messenger RNA from Ictalurus furcatus (blue catfish), 2157 nucleotides. Its product is annotated as 5-hydroxytryptamine receptor 3A-like. The transcript is spliced from 10 exons. The record is from RefSeq and is a predicted model, not a curated record. NCBI's taxonomy places the organism in Eukaryota, Metazoa, Chordata, Actinopteri, Siluriformes, Ictaluridae. Gene Ontology annotation, biological process: signal transduction; monoatomic ion transmembrane transport; regulation of membrane potential. Gene Ontology annotation, cellular component: membrane; neuron projection; synapse. Gene Ontology annotation, molecular function: transmembrane signaling receptor activity; neurotransmitter receptor activity; extracellular ligand-gated monoatomic ion channel activity. Bases 515 to 1972 code for a protein of 485 amino acids.
UAUUAGAACCUUUUUCAAAUGUGCAUUUAUGUAUGCAGAUCAGACUUCAUCCAAUUAAAUAUGCAUACAUGACCCUUGAGUGAGACCUCUAGCAUCAAUAGCUCAGGUUUAUGAUUGGACUGGAUUCUGCUGCUUCUGAUUCAAUUACAGUGUCUGCAAAAAAAAAAAAACAACCCAAAAACAAACAAACAAGUGGUGCAUUUUAAAUAGCAAGCAUUAAAAUGUACACUUCAGGAGCAGGAACUCAAACAGCAUGCAAAUAUAUGGGACUACAAACAAGUCCCCUCCUUCUUAAUCUAACGUGCUGUGUUUAGUUUUUCACAAACAAACAAAAAAAAAUUGGAAGUUCCCUUAUAAGAAUCUGAACCUUGUAUGUACGUAGAGUGUAGUGUGUUCAGUGUGGAGUUGCUGAUCUGGACUUCUUCUUUACCAAAGUUAACAUAUAGCCAUUUAUGGUAAAUAGAACAAACACACCGGCAGAGAAUCUCAUUUUGAUCUACAACCUCACACUGUCAUGGCACAGCAGAGGGGACUCACACUUGUCAUGGGAUGGCUGUUUGUCUUGCUUUUUAACAGUCCAGUUGGAUGCCGUUGGGUGUCGGAAUACUGUGGUGGAUGUUGGAAUACUUCUGAAGUAGAACCAUUUAACUGCACUUCUAAUGAUACCACAAGCCUGUAUAAAAACGUUAAAAAUGCCCUUUGGUGUACUGAAAUACGACCAGUUCAACAACCAAGGGACGUCUUAACUGUUAAACUGGGCCUCACUAUUGCUGGUAUCCAGGACGUGAAUGAAAAGGAGCAGGUCAUAAUAUUGUCCACUGUAACAACACUUGACUGGGAAGUGCCAUUUCUGAAGUGGGAUAAUGCUACAUGUGGAACUAAUAAAAUCUCAUAUCCAAGAUCUGAGCUGUGGCUGCCGGAUAUAGAAAUAGAGGAGUUUGUGGAUGAAGACAGAAGUACUGACCUACCCUAUGUUCAGCUCAAUUACACCGGUGGGGUUCAUCUCGUUCAACGCAAAAAGGUUUUUGCCUCGUGUAAUAUGAACCUCUACAGAUUUCCUUUUGAUGUCCACACCUGCUCACUUACUUUCCAUUCCUACAUGCUUGAAGUGGAUGAAAUGAGCCUGACUUCUAAAUCAACAGAAUUUAUUCAAAAAUCAUCUGUUUCUUCUGACUCGGGAUGGAUCCUUGAAGAAGUGACACAGGUUAAUGACACUUUUAACCUCACCACCAAAAGAUCUUUUUCUUCUGUUAGAUACAAUUUUACCAUUAAACGUGAGGCCAGUCUCUAUGUAGUGAACCUCCUGGUCCCCAGCUGCUUCCUGAGUCUGUUGGACUUGUUCAGCUUCUUCCUGCCUCCUCAUAAUGUUGAUCGGUCGGCUUUCAAAAUGACGCUCAUCCUAGGCUACACUGUCUUUCUGCUCAUCACCAAUGACAUCCUGCCUGCCAGUGGCUCAACCACUCCUCUAAUAAACGUAUUUUUCUCUCUCAGCUUGGCGCUGAUGGUAGCCAGCCUUUUGGAGACUAUGUUCAUUGUUAACGUCAGUAACAAUGCAAACCAUUACCCCAGAAUACCCCGUUGGCUCCAUGUCCUUGUUCUGAACUACCUAGCACGUCUCCUGUUCAUGUCCCCUAAACGUCUUGGUGUUCCGGUGGCAGUGAUUUUAAACCCACAUGCAAAAGUGACACCAGACACAUCAAGUGAAGCAAUGGUGCGUGCUGACACAGGAGAAAAGGAUGAGAUGGAGGGUGCAGCGGUGGUGGAUGAACUGAAGAAAGUGGCCCGAGAAGUGCUGACCAUUCGAUUUCGGAUUGAAGAACACCUGAGACCCAACCAGGGCGAUAACGACUGGAAGAUGAUUGCAAACGUUAUUGAUCGCCUCCUGUUCCUGUUUUAUGUUCUCUUCGUGGUUGCGAGCUACAUCACUAUAAUUGCCAUAUGGGCCAGUUCCACAGUGCGUCAUUCAAAGUAGGAAACGAGGAAUUUGUAAAGCUGUUAAAGGGGAAAUUUAAAAAAAAAAAAAAAAAGCAAAUAUAAACCUCUCUCAGUACUGUUUCAAUAUGAAAAUAAAUGAUAAUGCUUUACAUUAAGGUUCUUUUGACUGACAUUAUUUGACACAUUGCUUAACAUGACAGCAAACUACGAACAUCAGCAUUA